Molecule: messenger RNA, 534 nt
Organism: Racocetra fulgida
Lineage: Eukaryota; Fungi; Glomeromycota; Glomeromycetes; Diversisporales; Gigasporaceae
Source: the annotation of a GenBank genome assembly
AUGACACAAGUCACUAAGAUUCAGCAAAUUUUGCAACGGCUAGAUAUAAGCUUUAAUGAGAAUAGUUUCCAUGCUCUAUUCUCUCAUGUCGUUCGCAACCAUGAAAAUUUUGAUAAAGAUGAAUGGGAAAAGUUAAUCCAAUUUGACAAAAAUUGGGAAGCUUUCGGUUUUAGAAAAGCUAAAGAAAUUUAUUCCUCGAAUAUGAAUAAGAUGCGUCAAAGUACCAAGAAACAAAUAAAACCACAUAUCCAAUACAUACGUGAUGAAGUGAACAGUUCUAACUCAAUAAACCUUGACCUGGAAUCUUUUGAUUCUCAUAGAGUGGAAUUAAGUAGAUAUGAGAAAAUGCGUCUGGAGUGUGAAGUUCGUUCAGCAAAACAUGAAAAAGCAUUAGAAGAACUCAAAACACUGGGUUAUAAAUAUCUUGAUUGGCUAAAUGGAUGGAGAAAAACUCCUGAUGAAGUGGCUAAAUGUGGACAUAAAAAACGAGAGGAUUCAUACAGUUUAAGUGGAGCUACUAAUCUUGUAAGUUAG